AUGUCUCUCGCGGAAGCUUCAGAGGCCCGAAAAGCCCGUCUCCUUGCUCUUAGAAAGCGCAAGCAUGGAGAGGUCGUCGACGAGAAUGGCGUUCCCGAACCGCUCAUUAAGACUCGAAAUUUCGACCCGGAAUCUCGGACCCUAAAAAAGCACACUCAGGAUGAUGUUGUUAUGCAGGACACCGUCGAAAACCAGGUUGCAGGCCUUGCCGAGCAGAUCAUCGCUGACGAUGAGAAACGUCGUGCGCAGGAAUUGGACGUGUUCAAUAUCCAACCAAAGCGCCCAAACUGGGAUCUCAAGCGGGAGAUGGACAAAAAGCUAGCAAAACUGGAAAGACGGACGCAGGAAGCCAUCCAUACUCUCAUCCGACAACGACUUGCGGCCCAGAAGGGCGACUCAGAUGACCUCGUAGGCGCCAUGAAGGCCCAGGAACGCCAAACCGCCUCGGACACGUUGUCCGACGAGGAGGACUAA
Messenger RNA from Cyclocybe aegerita, 474 nucleotides. The record is from the annotation of a GenBank genome assembly. Lineage: Eukaryota; Fungi; Basidiomycota; Agaricomycetes; Agaricales; Hemipholiotaceae.